Styela clava is the source of this 3561-nucleotide messenger RNA. RefSeq names its product chondroitin sulfate synthase 1-like. Gene Ontology annotation, molecular function: glucuronosyl-N-acetylgalactosaminyl-proteoglycan 4-beta-N-acetylgalactosaminyltransferase activity. Gene Ontology annotation, cellular component: Golgi cisterna membrane. The record is from RefSeq and is a predicted model, not a curated record. NCBI's taxonomy places the organism in Eukaryota, Metazoa, Chordata, Ascidiacea, Stolidobranchia, Styelidae.
UUAGUUGUUUACUGUUACCUGUUUGGGCAUGCUAAAUAUUAGCAAGGUUAGGAAUACUGGGAAAUGAUGAGAUUUACAUUGAAGUGUUUUGUUUAUGUUCUUGGUGGAUUUUUCAUUGGUGUGCUUGCCUGUAACAUUCUUAUGCAAGGCUUCGGAUUACGAUGCAACACUCGAAGUUUCUUUGUACACCCAGUGGUUCAGUCGGGAACAAUUGAUGAAGAAGUUCGGCAUGGAAACACUAUUCCACCAAAGUCCAACAUUUAUUUGGGAAUGAUGUCGGCAUCCAAGUUUUUGACCACUCGAGUGCAAAGAAAUAUUGAUACAUGGUUGCAAAAAGGUGGAUGGAAAGUGGAGGUUUUCGCAGAUGCUGAUCCAUCAUUAUUGAGAGUUCCACCUGGACUAGACAUCAAUGUUGUAACGCUGCCAACUGUUGAUGACACGGCAUAUCCUCCUCAGAAAAAAAGCUUCAUGCUACUUCGGCACAUGUAUGAUUAUCAUAUCAAUGAUUUUGACUGGUUUAUAAGAUCUGAUGAUGACAGUUACACAGAUUUUCCUAGGAUGCAAAACCUUCUCAAUAAGAUAAAUAGUAGUUUACCAAUAUUUUUUGGCAAUCCCGGAUUCGGUAUGGAUGAAGACGAUGGAAUAGAGGAAGGAAUGAAAUACCUUAUGGGUGGAUUGGGAAUGAUCUUCAGUCGGGGAUUGUUGAUUCAACUUCGACCUCAUUUGAAGCAUUGCAUUCAACAUCUUUAUUCACCUCAUGAAGACAUUGAGAUUGGUCGAUGUGUAUGGAAACAUACCAAAGCAAUAACACCGGUGGCUUGGGAAACUGUUGAUCUUUUCUACCAACAGUAUGACAAGGAGACUGGAGAUGUUAUAAACGUUAUUAUGGAUCAGUUGACUCCGAAAAGGACUGCUAAAACAAUCACUUAUCAUUCAGUAAAAACUGAAGAAUUGGUGAAUAAAUUACAUCAUCAAAUACUUCGAAGAAAUUUACACCAGAUUUUAAACAGAACAGCGAGAAUACGAAAUGAAAUUGCUCAUAUGAGACAGAUGUUGGAGUUGCAUGAGGAUUCACCCACAAAAGAGAAAAGCAUGGAUUCUACGGUGCCAAUAUUAUUAGGGACUGAGGAUAAAUUUCCAUGGAAGAAUGAUGGAAACCCAUGGCCUGAAGGUGCUUAUUGGUACCCAACUGGUGCUUCAUACAACAGAAUAUCAUUCAAGAAACCCUGGUUUCAUUGGGACCGGUACUAUAGACAUGAUGUCAGUGACCCAAUUGUCCCUGCUAGAGGUCAUUCUAAAGUUGAGAAAGAAGCUAUUGCAUCAUUGUUGUCAGAUAUUGAAGGAGGAUUGCUCAAACAAUCUUGCCCACAAUUUCCUCCGAAUGUUCAACUGAAUUAUGCAUACAUGCAAUAUGGAUCUUUGGAAGGAGUAAAAAUCAUUACUGUUCAUCGAUCUUCAGCAGGCUCAACAAUAAAAUUCUGUCGAACUGCAUCACAAUGGUCUUAUGGAGUUACACUUUUUGGUGAAGGAGAUUUGCCUUUGGGCAAUACCAAACUUUUGAAAACUGCACUAAAAUCCUCAGUCGGAUUACUAGGGCGUGCAGUUGGUGAUCUUCUCGGUGUCCGAGAAGAAAAUGAAGACGUUCCUGGUGGUGGUAGGAACAAGUUCCCCAAGGCCCUAAGAGAACUACCAGCUCUCAUACCUCCAGAUACAAUUCCAUCUGCAAACCAUCGCAUCAUAUUUGUGAUUCCACUUCAAGGCAGAUAUCGUGCUCUUGAACAGUUUAUGGAGAGCUAUGAAAAAGACUUCUUGAAGCCUGCACAGGACUCUGCUAAUGCAAAUGUGGUUGAUACUCGUAAUGUGCAGCUUGCCAUUGUACUUCUUGGUAAUGAUGAACAGGGUGAUGACCUUGGAUUGAAUAGAGCUUCAGCCCAUUUGCUUAGAAGUUAUCAGAACACUUAUGGAUCAAGUUUACUUCGCUAUCAUGUUGCAUCAACUGGAGAUAGAUCUUUUUCAAGAGGAGCAGGUAUAGAGCUUGGUUCUUUGGUUGGGGAAGAGAACGAUAUUUUGUUUUUCAUGGAUAUUGAUAUGGUUGUAACUCCAAACCUCGUAACACAAUGUCGUCAGAAUAUAAGACAAGGCCGAAAUGCAUGGUAUCCUGUUCCAUAUAGUCAAUAUGAUCCUGACAAACUUUGUUUUCAUGAUGAACUACCUAGACAUAUUGAAGAAAGACAUGAUUUGGUUUAUGAUGUUGGCGCGGGUCCAGUUCCGAAGGAAAGUUCUUCUAGGGAAAGACAACUGAUGCGUGAAUCUAUUAAACGUACCCCACUGACCUUGAACAGAGAUCGUGGCUUCUGGAGAGACUUUGGUUUUGGAAUAGCAUGCAUGUACAAAUCAGACUUUAUAGCAACAGGAGGCUUCGAUUUGACCAUAGAAGGGUGGGGUGAAGAGGACGUUAGACUUUACGUUUCAUUGAUUCAGUCCGGUAUUGAUGUGUUUCGAGUGAGACAAAAAGAUUUGGUUCAUAUCUUCCACCAUAAAUAUUGUGAUGCUGAUAUUUCCGGUGAACAAGCUAAGGCUUGUCGAAGAACCAAAGCUAGUCACUUUGCGAGUCAAAAGUGUUUAGCAAACAUGUGGUUUAAAACGUAUAUCGCAAGAUAAUAUUGUUGUCCUAUACCUCUGAUUAUUCAAUCACCAAGAUAACAUUUUGCUCACUUAUCAUCUGGUUGCAUGUGUCUGGUGGGUUGCAAUUGGAAAUGGAUUUUCACUGAAUAUUAAUUAAACUUUUGUGCGAAUAUCUGGGGUUGUUGUGGCCGUUGAUUUUUUGUACAUCAGAGUUGGAUUUUGGUCGGAUUCACCAUGGUGUUAAUUUGUGUGAAUUUGUGUAGUUCUCAGUUUUCUUCAAAUCACAGUAAACAAAAUUCAUGCAUUAGGUACAUACCGUCUUUGUGAAGCAUAAACCUGAUCACUGUUUCCCCCCAUAUUUAUUUAUACCACUGUAUUUAUCUUAUCAUGUUUUUCAGUUAUAUAUGACUAAUUUGUUUUUGAAGCUCAAUUUAUGUAAUUUGCACCUUAAUAACCCAGGUACUAUGUUACCUCAUAGUUUGAAUAUGGAUUGCUGGAGAAGUAUUAGGGAAGAUUUCCUAGAUAUUUCAUUCCUGAAUCAAUAUUAGGAUAGAAAUCAUGUUAGUACAAUAUCCUUGACAUAACAUUUUCGUUCUGUGUUGCCAUGUUUUUGUCUUGCUGCAACAUUGUCCAUAAUACCAGUCUCAAUUGUUUCAUUAAUAUUUGUUUUAAAGGUAUUUUGUAUUACUGACAAACUAGAUACCAUUGACCAUGUUUCGUAGAAGUUAGGAAUUCGUAAUCUCUAAUAUUGCUGCAAGUUUUGGGAAAACAAACUAUGCAACUCGCUGAAGUAAUGCUCAUUUUGAAGAUUCUAUUCCAGCUUACGACUACCGGCAAUCAACUAUUAAAUUAUUCUUCUGUGUUCCACUCAUUUAUUUAACCUAAUCGUUGUUUUUUGAUUUGUUCCCUAUAAAUAAAAUGAAAUCUUCACAAUUA